Molecule: messenger RNA, 867 nt
Organism: Lachancea fermentati
Lineage: Eukaryota; Fungi; Ascomycota; Saccharomycetes; Saccharomycetales; Saccharomycetaceae
Source: the annotation of a GenBank genome assembly
AUGAGCGUUCUCAAACACAAAUUAAAGGUAGCAUUGAUCCAGUUUGCUGGUGGCACACCGGACAAGACAGCUAACUUGAAAAGAGCUGGCACAUUCGUUGCACGGGCCAUGAAAGAGCAACCCGGCACAGAGCUGGUUGUUCUGCCAGAAUGUUUCAAUUCUGUGUAUGCGGUUGAUCAAUUCCGAAGGAAUGCAGAGGUAAUUAAAGACGACUCGCCCUCCGUGCGGUUCUUGAGCGAUCUAGCGCGCGAGCACAAGAUCACAUUGGUAGGAGGAUCGAUCCCCGAAUUGGAGCCCUCAACUGAUUGCGUGUUCAACACAUGUCUGGUGUUCGACAGCGCUGGAAACAUCAUUGCUCGCCAUCGUAAGAUGCAUCUUUUUGAUGUGGACAUCCCCAAUGGUAUAACGUUCCGCGAGAGCGACACUUUGACGGGAGGUUCUGAGACAACCACGGUUGGUGCACCCUUUGGGUCCUUCGGUGUUGGAAUUUGCUACGAUAUCCGGUUCCCUGAAUUAGCGAUGAUCAGUGCGAGACGGGGCGCUUUUGCAAUGGUUUAUCCAAGCGCGUUCAACACUAUCACAGGGCCCUUGCAUUGGCACAUGCUUGCCAAGGCGCGCAGCAUUGAUAACGAAAUUUAUACGAUCCUGUGUUCGCCUGCAAGAGUUCCUGGCAGUGGGUACCAAGCGUAUGGCCACUCGCUGGUAGUGGACCCACAGGGCACGGUGAUCGCAGAGGCCGGAGAAGGCGAGGAAAUCGUGUACGCGGAAUUGGACCCCGACGCGAUCGCCAAGGUCAGGCGCGGGAUUCCCGUGACCACGCAGCGCCGGUUCGAUGUGUACAAGGACGUCAGUUUAGAUGCGAAAUAG